Molecule: messenger RNA, 1109 nt
Organism: Bursaphelenchus okinawaensis
Lineage: Eukaryota; Metazoa; Nematoda; Chromadorea; Rhabditida; Aphelenchoididae
Source: the annotation of a GenBank genome assembly
AUGAAACCUGUGGACGGCUUCAACCAAGGUCUCAGACGAACAGUGUUAAGCAAGAAAAGACCCCUCAAAAAUAGGUAUGUGAAUGUUUGUAUGUUAAUCACUUGUUUCCAGACAAAUCGGCGGCUCCAAUUCGAGUGUCUAUGGGGAAAUUGUGAACGGAACACAACGAAGGAACCAGAGACAAGAAGUCCUGGAGAUGUCGCCAUUAGCAAAAGCAUCUUUUACAAAUCGGCCCGAUUCACUAAAGUCCAAACACGCUUUCGAUUCCGACAGAGCCGACAAAGAACAUGAAGCCGACCCCCUAAUUGAACAAUUUAAAAUUGACAACGACCAGAGUCUUGAACAACAACAAGAUAUAAUCAAGAAGAAAGUAGAAAGACGAUCUACUCGAAUCACCCAUCAGUUCCAUCGGCUUCGCAACCAUCUUCAAGUGAUCAGAAGGAAGAAUCAGGAAAUAGAGACCAGUACAGAGUUGGCCAACGAACACAAGGCGAGUCGAGUGUUAGCUGUCGUUUUCACAUGUUUCUUUACUUGCUGGACGCCCUUUUUCAUCAUGAAUUUCACGAUGGGAUUCUGUGGAGACACUUGCUCAGUUCCAACACGAAUCGCUUCCAUUAUUCUGUGGCUGGGGUACUUAAGCAGUACGCUUAAUCCAAUUAUUUAUACUAUAUUCAAUCGCCGUUUCCGAGAAGCGUUCAUAAAGAUUCUCAAGUGCAAAUGUUUCUCAUCCGACAAUAACUAUACCAGAAGCCAAGUGUAUCUCACAACUGACCCGACAUGGUAAGUCCAAUAGAAUCAGUUUUGUCAUUAUAUUAACAGUUUUUAUAAAACUUGUUAUUACUAUACUUCAUCACACAAACAUCUCAUAAAUAUGUUAUAGGUCGUGUAUAGACAAAUCAUAUCAACAAAAAGAGAGCGUAGCUGCUCUAAAUGGUAAUAAUUCCCUAACCACAACAACCACAUUAUGUGUGCCUAACAAAACCGAUAUCCGAAAACAAAGACAAAAGCUCAGAACUCAGCACAGUCACGAUGAACCGUCUAUUCAAAGGCGUUUGAGUGUCCACUUCCCCAAAGCUCGACGUAAUUCGGACACACUUAACCCACAGUAA